Salvelinus namaycush (lake trout) is the source of this 2293-nucleotide messenger RNA. Its product is annotated as endoplasmic reticulum junction formation protein lunapark-A-like. The record is from RefSeq and is a predicted model, not a curated record. The transcript has 13 exons. Gene Ontology annotation, cellular component: endoplasmic reticulum tubular network. Lineage: Eukaryota; Metazoa; Chordata; Actinopteri; Salmoniformes; Salmonidae. The coding region runs from base 184 to 1425 and encodes 413 amino acids. Gene Ontology annotation, biological process: endoplasmic reticulum tubular network organization.
UCUGACGUCAGAAGUGGGUCGCGCAUGUUCUUCCGCCCCUAAUAUAUAAGCAACAAUAUAAAGGUAAUUUUGUUUCAGUCACAGAUGAACUUCGGACAUAAAUACUGUCCAGCAGGUGAAUUCCACUGGGGGACUUCAAAAAUCAGAGGGCUCUAAAAAGACUGACUCCAUUUGGUCCUCAACAUGGGGGUUGUAAUAUCCCGGUUUAGGACUAAGCCAUCAACUGUAGAGGUUUUGGAAGGAAUUGAUAAGGAUAUCCAGGCUUGUGAGGAAUGUCAAGAACUGUAUCAAAAACAGUUGAAGUUAUGGGUGUGGAGACUGCUUCAGUACUCAUCUCUUCUUUACCUGAUGGCUAGCAUAAUUGUGUAUCUUUGGUACCUCCCUGAACAGAUGAUUGGAAAGGUCAUAUUGGUCCUUCCUUUUGUAGUAUUUCCACUAUUUGUAUGGCUCCUUCGAAAGGGGCUGCGCACUCUUUUUAAAAGAAGAACAGAAAAAAACAAUGAAAAAUUGGAGGACCUCAAAUCACAAAAACGAAAAAUGCUUCUAGAGGUGAUGGAGACUGAAACAUAUAAAACCGCAAAAAUUAUUUUGGAGAGAUUUGAUCCUGAUUCAAAGACAAAGGUGCCAGAAUCUAUUCCAAGUGGAACACCUAUGACUCCAAAACCUGGCCAAGAACUCCGUCAGCGGCAUGUCACUCCUCGGCCCCCGGUGGCGGUGACUCCUGCUGCAGCACGUCCUCUUCUGGCACCAGGGGCCACCCAUGCAGGACCGCCCCUCCACUCAGCUCCUGGAGGACCCCCAGAGAGAAUCCUGUCGUCUGAGGCUGCUCAGCAGAGCUUGAUGAAGAGGCCCAUGACCCCUGGCACACCUGUUCCAGGAGUGGGAAUGCACCCUCCAGGCCCACCCUUGGCCAGACCUGUUCUCCCCCGGGAUAGAGGCACCAUGGACAGGGUCAUUGAGUACUUUGUUGGCGAUGGCCCUCAGAAUAGAUAUGCCCUCAUAUGCCAGCAGUGUCUCACCCAUAACGGCAUGGCAUUAAAAGAGGAAUUUGAAUAUGUUGCCUUCAGAUGUGCAUAUUGUUAUGUCCUGAAUCCUGCGAGAAAGACCAGACCCCAAGCCCCCCGACUCUCUGAGGUCACUGCUGAGGCAAAGACGCCCUCACACGCACCCAUACCAACAUCGCCAACACCCGUAGAACCAGCACCCGUAGAACCAGCACCUGCCCCUGAAGCUGAUGAGAGCCCCGCUACUGCAGUUGCUGAGAAGCAGCCUACUCCCCCAGCUGAAGAGGAGAUCCAGGAGUUGGUGACUCUGACCACAGAUACUGCCCCAGAAACAGAAGUGGCAGGAACUUCACAAUCUCUGCAACUCACCGCAGUGAAGUCAGACGGGGAGCUGGAUGUAUCAGACAUGGAGGUUGAAUAGAAUGUCAUUUCAACACAUUCAUUAAUGCUAGAGCUAUAUUCUUCUUUUUUGGGGGGGGUGUUCUUUCUGUUUUUAAAGUAAACUUAAUAAUGGUUAGACUAAUGCUGUGAGGUAGAAUGGCAGAAUAACAGGCAAAGGGUUUGGUAUUAACUUAAAGGUAUUUUCUUGUCAGUUGUCAUGAUACCAAUAUGAGUUUAAUGAUUGGAAUAAAAAUGAACAGCCAACACUUGAGAUUUUACGUCAUGUCCACGGUACUUUUAUGAACUGUACUUUCACUUCUAUACAUUAAGCAACAGCACACUUAGUUCAGCUAAGCGUUUAGCGUUGACGCACAUAUUUAGUGUGUUCUACAUAAGCGGAUAAGCAAUUUCCCACAUUACUAUUGUAUUUGUGACUCGUCUAUAUCCAUCUUGUCUACAGGCAUGCAAGAUGAUGAUGAUAAUAACGAGCCAAAAUCUAGCUAAGCAGUUUGAGUUGCUGCACAUAUGUAGAAUGAGGGUUUAUUUUUUAUUUUAAGUAAUUUGCUACAUUGUUUUAGUAGUUUGUCUUUUGACUGAAUGUCUUACAAUGUCUACAGAAGAGCAAAAAAUGUCCUGUCUGGUGUGAUAUGAAAUAAUUUUAGGAGGCAGAUAUUUAUAGAUACUAUGGUGUACGUUAGUGCCUUUUUAACAGUAUUGACUAGGUUUUGGGUAGUCCUAGUACAAUGGGACUAACCACAUGUUUACACGGUAAUAGUACAGUCAUAGUAGUACUUAUUUAUUGCUUAUGAGGAGAAAUUAAGAUGUAUUGCUGUCCUCUGCACCCGAGUGCCUUGAUGCGUUUUAUGUUUCCACUUUGAAAUGAAUAAAGACUUGAGUCAUUGUCUGCA